CGGCAACCUUAUUAGGAAGUUUCAAGGGUCCCCACUUCUGAGAUCUUGAGAUACAAAACCCGCAUCGAGCUUAUUUUUUAGACCUUGUCACGAGAUACAGUGUGAAAUGGAGGUUCACAAGUCUUACAAAAUUGGAGACAACAAUGCCCGCAAAGCUCCGAGUGGGAGAAAUGAAGCCCACACGGCUCGACAUGGUCAAGGUCGCUUUACUUUUGUCAACACAAGUAAUCCGAAAAAGCCUAAAGAUCGUUCUGUUCAGCGUGUCAUUCGAAAACAUGUCAUGCGGGAUAUAGGCCAUGCUCGAAGACGCAAUGGUAACUACGGAAGACAAAACCUUUUACAGAUACCCACAUUUCUCUUAUCAGAGGAUGCCUCCAAUGACUUUAUGAAUCAAUUAUCCGAAAUCUCAAACGCUGGCCCUGUCAUCCCGGCACCAAUGGUGUUUGAAGCCACGCCAGACUCACGUCCGUCGAAUUCUCCGGUCAGCGAGGCUGAAGCGGCCUCAGAUUCUGCUUCGGUUCAAGUCAAAGAAGACCAGGGCUUGCUAGCAGCCUGCAAACUUAGCCCUUUUACCUCGCCGAGUAAAGCCUUUUCUGAUCCCUUUUUAAGUUAUCCAAUUGAAAUGGAUAGCCGUGCGCAUUGGUUGAUAAUCAAUAUUUUUGAUGACAGACAUGCCAACUUUCAACCCUUUCGGGACAUAUGGUUUCCACUUGCGCUAUCGGAUGGGGCUGCCUUCCAUCAAUUGCUCUCCAAUUCAGCUUUGCACAUUACUUCGCUUCGUCCAAUUGAUCGCCAACGAGAAGCAUUUGAAGCAUUGUCUCAUCAUGCGGUAGCUCUUAUGUGCGUUCAGAACCGACUUGCGGAUCCAACGGUAGCUAUAAGCGACGGUAUUAUCGCUUCCAUUAUUGGUUUUGCUUGCCACGACCAUAUGACGAGUAACUUCGAAACCUGGCGAGUACACAUGAACGGCCUGAAGAAAAUUGUAGCAUUGCGAGGUGGCCCGGAUGCAUUAAAUGAAAAUCGCUUAUUGCGAUUGAUAUUGACGUGGGUCGAUGUAAUAGGUAGCUGUGCACAAGAUGCAGCGCCAGUGUUCCCACUUCCUGAUAGUUUCUCUUCUGGGCUUCCAUUGUUCGAUUCGGCCAGUGGGUUCCCGCCAUUGGUCAAGAGAGUCUGUAACAGGUGGCGGCAAGACUUUCCCCGAGCUUCAGAGAUUAGCUUCAUCUUCGAGGACCUUAGCCUCGCUAUUGAGUAUCUAGCCUUGGAAGCUAAGAUCAAUCCUUUACGGGUUUGGAGCGAUUAUGGCAUUGUCGGGUUCUGGUUAAUGCCGCUCAUUCAUCGCCUGCUCUCCCUUUUGAGCCUUAAUGGUACCACAGAGCAUGAGCCUUCUCAUGAUUUGGAACAUAUCUGGCGUCUAGGAAUGAUUCUUUUUCUCGCUGACAUUCGAAGAAAGGCUGGCUUCGCACCCAUGCUAACUCGAAUCCCACUUAUGCAUCUGAAGGCUCAUAUUGAGAAUCUCUUUCUAUUGCCCGAUGAUCAUUGCGUGCGAAAAUUCUGGGAGCUUCAACUCUGGGUACUGGCAUACGCAAGCAUGGAAGCAACUUACGAUCCAGCUUACAGAAAAUGGUUCGUUAGCCACUUGGCCGCUGCGAUUAUGAAGUACUGUGGCGGCUCUUGGUCGGUGGCGGAACGCUGUCUAAAGGCCAUGCCGUGGAUAGAUAUUGUCCAUUCAACCAAACUGGAUCAGCUUCGAAAUGACAUCUCUGCUCGCAUCUUUAUAUGUACGAAGUAAAAUGUCAAGGAUUAUAUGCGAAAAUUCCUCCCCUCGGUCCAAAAGAAGGCAUUUGCAAACUUAAUAGAUGAGUGCUCCAUGUGGGUACGCUCUCACCGAAUGGCUCGAUAGCUCGUACCGCUAAACUAUGACACAAGACGAAGAUGGAACCGCCCAUUAACCGGUAAAUCUUGACCACCCACGGACUUUGUGCCCAUAGACAAAGAGCAAGAUCGGCGCGGGUAUGAAGGCUAUACAUAGAAGCGCAAGCAAGGUCGUCGCCCAAUCCACGCCAAGUGUGUGAUACAUGGCCACAGCAAACAUUGGGAAACCCGCUCCUGCCAAGGAUCUAACAAAUGUGUUCGCUGCAAUUGCGCUAUUUGCAUAAGGUCCAUAGCAAUCGACGAUAUAAUUCAGUCCUUGCCAGAAGCCGACAUAGAUUCCCAUACC
Xylona heveae TC161 is the source of this 2218-nucleotide messenger RNA. RefSeq lists its product as hypothetical. The record is from RefSeq and is a predicted model, not a curated record. Lineage: Eukaryota; Fungi; Ascomycota; Xylonomycetes; Xylonales; Xylonaceae. The transcript is spliced from 5 exons. The coding region runs from base 107 to 1789 and encodes 560 amino acids.